AUGAUGUACGAAUUAAGCAAUAAAUACAUGAUUGAUGUAAAAAGAUGUAUAAAAGUAUAUAGAGCAUGUCUUAUUUUACAUGUCAUUCUAGCCAUAUUACAAUUGUUGACCCCUAGACCGUUUUUGUUUCUUUCCCAUUUAGUAGUAGUAUUUAUCGGGAUUGAUUGUUUUUGUUCAUAUUUAACAUUUAAGUAUUUUUGUUUUACUGUUGUAAAUAUGAUAUGUGGAAUUAGUGACUUUAUAUGGUUACUUUUCAAAUGUAUAGGUAAAAAUAAAUUUCAAUGGUUAGAUCCUCAACAUUAUUGGAAAAUAAUUAAUAUGGAUAAUAUAUUUCUUGAAUUUUUAUCAACAUCAUUACACUAUAUGAUUGAAGAUAAAGAAAGUGAUGAAGAAUCACCUCAAAAUUUACAAAAGAAAUAUGAAUAUAUUAAAAACUUUUUUAAAUUACUACCAAUACAAAAAAAAACAUUUGCAUGGAAAAUUUAUAUUGAACUAUUUAUAAUUGUUAUAGGAAUAUUUUUAUAUUUUAUUGGAUCACAUAUUAGUUGGCAGUUAUAUAAGUAUUCUUUAAAUUAUAAUCAUAAUGAUCUUAUAUUUCCUAAUUAUCAUUAUGGUACUUUUAACGAUGAAAAUAAUAAAAACAACCCUUCACCACAAAGUGAUUUUAUACCUUUUAUUGGGCAACCUUACAGAAUAUCUGACUUUCUAGAAAAAAAUUAA
Plasmodium reichenowi is the source of this 720-nucleotide messenger RNA. RefSeq lists its product as hypothetical. The record is from RefSeq and is a predicted model, not a curated record. Lineage: Eukaryota; Apicomplexa; Aconoidasida; Haemosporida; Plasmodiidae. Bases 1 to 720 code for a protein of 239 amino acids. The transcript has a single exon.